AGUUGCAGCAGCAGCAAGCUGUUUUCUGACGGCUGCAUGAAGCAGAAGGUCACAGAUUGAAAGGGAAGGCAGACGGUUGAGGACGGAUGUAUCUGGGAUGGUGAAAACCCUCAAAGGCUGGCAUCUUGGGGUCAUCACAAUUGGAUAAGUGGAGGAAGUCGGCUCUCUUUCUUUACAGGUUUUCAGUCAGAGACUGAAUGGCCAUCUGCCAGAAAAGCUGUAGCAGUUUCCUGCCCUGAGCAAGCGAUUGGACCAGAAGACUUCCAUGGGCUCUUCCACCUCCCAAAUCACACCACCACCCACUACGAUGGGAAACAACAACUGUGGCUGCUGCUCUGACAAAUAUUACAAAGCAGAAUGCUAUAGCUUCCCAAAUUGGGCAUUGUGGACUGUAGGAGGCAUUGCCUUCCUAUUGUUGGUGACGAGUCUUAUCCUCUCCAUAUGUCUUUGCCGGACCUGCAAAAGGACAAAGAAGCGAAGAUUUUCAGAGGACGAUAACCCCGAGGAAGUUAAUUUGCAUUAUGCUGAACUGCAGAACCUGCCAGCUACCAGCAGAGGGCAAUGUGACGGGGGGACCAGCUCAUCUCCUCCUCCCAUAGUUCAGAACAGUGACUACGCUACUGUGGCAGAGUUAAUGGAAAAUACUGGCGAGAAAAACUGCUGCCAGGAACAGAAAGAAGACAACGAAGAGACGGAUGGGGUCAGGGAAGGUCAAUCAUCUGUGGGAGAGGAGUGAGACUCUAUUGAACUGGAAUAGGGGAAUCAGCAGAGAGACAGAGGGACAUUGGAUGUAGACUGUAUAUCGAUUAUGCUAAACUUUUGUACCCAGGAAACGAAAAUUCUGCUUAAUACAAGUUGAAUAUAUUUUCAGA
This is a messenger RNA of Hemicordylus capensis (graceful crag lizard), 872 nucleotides long. It is a transcript of the gene LST1, whose product is annotated as leukocyte specific transcript 1. NCBI's taxonomy places the organism in Eukaryota, Metazoa, Chordata, Lepidosauria, Squamata, Cordylidae. The coding region runs from base 266 to 736 and encodes 156 amino acids. The transcript is spliced from 6 exons. The record is from RefSeq and is a predicted model, not a curated record. Gene Ontology annotation, cellular component: membrane. Gene Ontology annotation, biological process: immune response; cell morphogenesis.